This is a messenger RNA of Hevea brasiliensis (rubber tree), 597 nucleotides long. RefSeq lists its product as uncharacterized. Lineage: Eukaryota; Viridiplantae; Streptophyta; Magnoliopsida; Malpighiales; Euphorbiaceae. The transcript is spliced from 4 exons. The record is from RefSeq and is a predicted model, not a curated record. Bases 1 to 516 code for a protein of 171 amino acids.
AUGGAUGGGGGAAAUGAGAAAGAAUUGGGUAGAAAGCCAACUCCAACUGAGUUGUUUGUCCAUACUCACACUCGAAAGCAUGACAAGGAAACUUUUGUGGACCAAAAAUCCAAAGAGAUGCAUGACGCUAUAGUAGCUAGGAGGGAGGAGCUGACACAAACCACACCUGACAACAUUGAUGAAAAUCAACUUUAUUUAGACGUAGUCAGAGGUGGGGAGAAGAGACGGAAAGUGUAUGGCCUUGGAUCUGAAUCAUCUACUUUUUACCCAUUAGUUGGAGCAUCUUCUAGCAGGGUGUCUGCAUCAUACAAUUAUCAAAAUGCUGCAUUACAACGACGAGUACAAGAAUUAGAGAAACAGCUUGAGGAUGAGAGGCAAGCAAUGACAGAACAAAUGGAUCAAAUGAAGUUGGAAAUGGAGACGAAUAUGGAACGCAUGAGAAGCUCUAUGAUGGAAGAAAUGAUGAGAUUAGUCAGAGAUCUACCAACAUCUCUGCCUCCACCUCCACAAAAUUGAGAGCAUAGAAUUUUAUAUUUGACUUAUUAAACUUUAGUUUGCUUUACUUUACUUCUAUGAAUUUUAUAUUAAUUUAUUAUA